Molecule: messenger RNA, 366 nt
Organism: Anisakis simplex (herring worm)
Lineage: Eukaryota; Metazoa; Nematoda; Chromadorea; Rhabditida; Anisakidae
Source: the annotation of a GenBank genome assembly
AUGCGAUUGUCGACACUACCAUCUAAAAUCACUGAUUCGCUGAUUAACUCGGCAUCGUCACCAGCUUUGUUGAACGGUAGUAAUCAGUCGUCGUUCUCGGCGAGUCUUGAGUCGUUACAAUCCGACCUGUUGGCGCGUUUCGGAUUGAAUGGCUCAGAUCUGCUGCAAAGCAGUCCUUUACUGCAAGGAGCCACCGGUGUAUUAGGUAAUCAUUCAAUGAACGCAACGCAAUCGUCAACGCUACGCCACCAAGCUUCUGGUAACAAUCUUUUCGGGCAAUCACUACCAACCUCAACACAUAACUCGGACACGACCAAAUCCGUUAGGUUUGUGUUCCUUGUUCAAUUAUUAUUCUCACGUCUUUGA